Triplophysa rosa is the source of this 1104-nucleotide messenger RNA. RefSeq names its product parathyroid hormone 4 (gene pth4). Gene Ontology annotation, cellular component: extracellular region. The transcript is spliced from 2 exons. The record is from RefSeq and is a predicted model, not a curated record. The coding region runs from base 203 to 544 and encodes 113 amino acids. Gene Ontology annotation, biological process: osteoblast development; bone mineralization; regulation of chondrocyte differentiation. Gene Ontology annotation, molecular function: hormone activity; peptide hormone receptor binding. NCBI's taxonomy places the organism in Eukaryota, Metazoa, Chordata, Actinopteri, Cypriniformes, Nemacheilidae.
GACUGAUAAUUGGGAGUCUCGGGGGUCUGACUGUGACAUCACUUCCUGUGUUUUGGAGUGCAGGGGGUCUAUAUAAACUCUGAGGAGUGACUGUCUGUCAGUCCAACACCUGCAGGAGAACAGACAGCCGUCUCACAGUCAGAGAGAGAGAGAGAGAGAGAGAGAGAGAGAGAGAGAGAGAGAGUUGUGUUUUCUUCUGUGGAUGAUGUUGAAGGGUCUGUGGUCUCAUCGGCGUCUGGCUGUCGUCUUACUGAUGGUGAUGACAGUCGUUCAGUGUCAAGACAGCGAAAGCAGACGGGCGGUGACGGAGCAUCAGUUGAUGCAUGAUCGCGGUCGCUCCAUUCAGAGUCUGAAGCGUUUGAUCUGGCUGUCCAGCGCGAUGGAGGGUCUUCACACGGCUCAGACACGCACGCUGACCCCCGGUGACCCUGACACCCGCCCGGGUCUCCUGCGCUCUCAGCCCGGCCACAGGAGGGCGCUGGAGACGCUGCUGAGUGACAUGUACACGCCUCACCUCACCGCUGUGCUGGACGGAGAGAAAUAACACCCGAUGACCUGAAUAAUCACACGGCACUGCUUCGACCAAUCGCGUAUGACAUUGAAGUAAUGUGACGAUAUGAUACACCCUGAUGUCGUUGACCGAUCGGUCUGUGCGGCGCCUCGUGACGUCACCACGUCAUCACUUUCACAGUGUGUUUGAUUUAUAAUUCACACACAAACUGUACGUCUGUAUUGUUGAGUGCUGGUUAGCAAAUGUGGUAUCACACGUUCAUUGCUGUAUAGUCCUGCCUAAAGAUCUUCAAGAUUUAUUUAUAACAUGAUGAAACUUCUCAUCGGAGGUUCAGAUGUGCUUCUUUCUGUAGUCCCAGCUGUUGAUAUGUGAGGGAUUUGAAAGCUUUACAGUAAAUUAGGUCGAUGUCGUGAAUGUCUGUGUUUAGAUUUUAAAGUCCCAGUGAAAUUAAAAAUGACAAUUCGUAUUUUUUCAUGAAAUAUUGCAGCGUUUAUAGUAAACAGUUGAUCAGUGUUGGUGAAAAUUCAUGUACCCUCAAUAAUCUUCAGUUAAUAUCUGAAAAUGCACUUCCGCCCUGAAAUGACUAUCCAUCU